UCAGACAUAUGCAUACUCUCUCUCUCUCUCUCUCUACGCGAUCUCUUUCUUUAAGCUUUCAAUUCAAAAAAUUCCUUUCAAAUCCCUGCCUGUGAUUUUUCCCGUUUCAGAUUUCUAGGGUUUUGUUCUCUAACUACCUAAUUGCUCAACUAUUCAAGGAAUUUGUUUCACUCAGAUUUGUUUAAAACUAUCAGUUGGGUUUAGUAGAGCUUCACAGCUUCGAGUAUUUAUGGUUUCGAUUAUAUGCUACUAAUUGUGAACCUUGUCGUUGGUUUCUGUGUGAAAUUCUAUAUUGGUACUUGUGGCUCUCCCAAAACUCCUUUAUGGUGAGGGUCAUUUUUGUAAUAGAGAACUGAACCUUCCAAUUGUCUUAGAGCUGUAUAAGCUGUACAUGUUGUUAUCAGCUUCAUUUAUAGGUGUUAUAUGAUCAAGCUUGAUACUGGAACAUGUAUUUUCUUUAGAGAGCUUCCUCUUUGAUUCUUUUAACUUUUAAUAUAAAGUGAAAAUAUGCCUCCAUGGUGGGGGAAAUCAUCAUCCAAAGACUCAAAGAAGAAAUCAAGCAAGGAAAGUUUCAUUGACACACUACACAGAAAAUUUAAGAGUGCAUCUGAAGGUAAAGUAAGCAGUAGAUCGGGAGGGUCUAGAAGACACUGCAGUGACACAGUUUCAGAGAAGGGAUCUCGAUCUCCCCUAGAAUCAAGAUCACCUUCUCCUUCCAAGCAUGUGGCAAGGUGCCAAAGUUUUGCUGAAAGACCUCAUGCUCAACCACUUCCUCUUCCUAGUGUACAACCAGCAAGUGUAGUUCGUACAGAUUCUGGAAUUGGUAUAUCAACCAAACCUAGGUUGGAAAAAGCCUCCAAGCCAUUUCUGCCUCUUCCUAGACCUGGAUGCAUUCGUGGCAGGCCAAAUCCUGCAGAUUUAGAUGGAGAUUUGGUGACUGCUUCAGUUUCCAGUGAGAGUUCCAAUGAUAGUGAUGAUCCAGCUGACUCACAUCAUCGUAGUCCUCAGGCAACUGAUUAUGACACUGGGACUAGAAUUGCUGCAGGCAGCCCUUCAAGUUUGAAGCUCAGGGAGCAAUCCUCUACCGUUGCCCAAAUAAACUCAAGAGAAAGAAAAAAACCACCAAACCUUUCCGUCAGUAAUCAUACUUCUCCUACAUCACCUAAACGAAGACCUUUAAGCGGUCAUGUGCCAAAUCUACUGGUUCCUUACCAUGGUGCUUUCUGCAGUGCUCCUGACAGCUCCAUGUCAAGUCCUUCCAGAAGUCCAAUAAGAGCAUUUGGCACUGAGCAAGCUACGAACUCUGCUUUCUGGGUUGGGAAGACUUAUCCAGAUGUCACUUUUGUUGGAUCUGGUAAUUGCUCUAGUCCGGGUUCAGGUCAAAAUUCUGGGCAUAAUUCAAUGGGAGGGGAUUUGUCAGGACAGUUAUUUUGGCAACAAAGCAAGGGUAGCCCUGAGUAUUCUCCAGUACCAAGUCCCCGAAUGACUAGCCCUGGCCCAAGUUCUAGAAUUCAUAGUGGUGCUGUCACACCUAUUCAUCCUAGAGCAGGAGGGACACCCACUGAGUCACAGACGAGCUGGCCUGAGGAUGGGAAACAACAAAGUCACCGCUUACCACUUCCUCCCAUAACAAUUUGUAAUUCUUCUCCCUUUUCUCACUCAAAUUCAGCGUCAACAUCUCCCUCCAUGUCGCGAAGUCCAGGAAGGGCAGAGAAUCCAGCAAGCCCUGGCUCACGCUGGAAAAAGGGAAAGCUGCUGGGUAGAGGCACUUUUGGGCAUGUCUAUGCUGGGUUUAACAGCGAAAGUGGUGAAAUGUGUGCAAUGAAGGAGGUUACAUUAUUUUCAGAUGAUGCAAAGUCCAAAGAAAGUGCUAAGCAAUUAAUGCAGGAAAUUACUUUAUUGAGCCGUUUACGACACCCAAAUAUUGUGCAGUACUAUGGGUCUGAAACGGUGGGCGACAAACUUUAUAUAUACCUUGAGUAUGUAUCUGGUGGAUCUAUUUAUAAACUUCUCCAAGAAUAUGGACAAUUGGGCGAAGCAGCACUCCGGAGUUAUACUCAGCAAAUAUUGUCAGGGCUUGCAUAUCUACACAAUAAACAAACUGUCCACAGGGAUAUUAAGGGAGCAAAUAUACUUGUCGACCCAAAUGGCCGUGUCAAGCUGGCAGACUUUGGGAUGGCCAAGCAUAUUACUGGGCAGUCGUGCCCAUUAUCACUCAAGGGAAGCCCUUACUGGAUGGCACCUGAGGUUAUACGGAACGCAAAUGGGAGCAACCUUGCAGUGGAUAUCUGGAGUCUUGGGUGCACGGUUUUGGAAAUGGCCACAACAAAACCACCUUGGAGCCAGUAUGAAGGGGUUGCUGCCAUGUUUAAGAUUGGGAAUAGCAAGGAACUCCCACUAAUUCCAGAUCACCUCUCAGAUGAUGGGAAGGAUUUUGUAAGGAAAUGUUUGCAACGCAAUCCAGAUAAUCGUCCUACAGCUCAAAAGCUUUUGGAGCACCCGUUUGUGAAAUAUGUUGCACCAUUGGAAAGACCUAUUCUGGGCCCUGAGCCUUCAGAUUCACCUGUUGGGGUUACAGAUGGAGUGAAAACUCUGGGCAUUGGGCAAGCAAGAAGUCUUUCCACCUUGGAUUCUGAUAGACUUGCAUUUCACUCGUCUAGAGUUUCAAAAACUGGUCCCCAUGCCAGUGAGAUCCAUAUUCCAAGGAACAUAUCAUGUCCUGUCUCACCCGUUGGAAGCCCUCUUUUGCACUCAAGGUCACCGCAACACUUGAAUGGAAGAAUGUCUCCUUCUCCUAUAUCCAGCCCACGGACCACUUCAGGCUCGUCCACACCUCUCACAGGCGGCAAUAGUGCCAUUCCAUUUAAUCACCUGAAACAGUCGGGUUUCUUGCAAGAGGGUUUUGGAGGCAUGCAAAAACCCCCAAACGGUUUCUUUAUCAAUGGCCCAUCCUAUCAUGAGUCAUGUCCUGACAUCUUUAGAGGGAUGCAACCAGGAUCUAACAUCUUCUCAGAACUGGCACCCAGUGAAAAUAAUGUUUUGGGAAAGCAGUUUGGAAGGCCUGCUCAUGGUGAGUUGUAUGAUGGACAGUCAGUCUUGGCUGAUCGUGUGUCUAGGCAGCUCCUGAGGGAUAAUAAUGUUAACCCAUCACUGGAUCUAAGUCCCAGCUCUCCUUUGCCCAGCCACUCAAAUGGUAUCUAACUUGGCACAGAAUCAUGGAUCCACCAGUCAGAGCAGGUUCUCAAGUCCGUCAGUCUUUUUCCUUCACAGGAUCAAUUCUCUUCAUUCUAACUGCUAAGGAAGCUAAUUUGUUCAAUAAUGACCCUAACUGAAACCUGGAAUAAGGUUGGAUCUAUGGAGAAUGAAGUGGCAUGGCUGGUGACAGCUACGUGUUCUCAGUGGCCUACGGCAUUCCGAUCCUUGAAUGAUAAAACAAAGCAAUCUGGUAUGACAAAACUGGUUCUGGUGGUGGAUGUUCGUGUAGACCAAUUGAUACAUAUGGAGCUCGCUUCCUGGCAAAUAAGUCACUUGUUGUCAUAAAUAGCUUCUCAUGAUAUGGUGCGGCAUUGUUCAUACAAAGUUGAGUGCUUCUACUGAUCUGAGGUAUGAGAAAAGGUCGAUUUUUCCUUGGGGAGGGCGACUUCUGGUGAUCCAAUGCGUGUUACAAAAAGAUUCAUGGCAGUGAGAACUGUAUAUUUUUGUCAAGAUCAUCAUAUAGAAGAAAUAAUAGAUUGACUUGGUACUAGAAAGGUUUGGAACCUUUUUUUUUUUUUUUUAAUUUUCUGGGAGUUGGGGAAGGGGGAGGCUUCUGGGACUGCUGUACAGUACAUGGGAGACUGAAUUUUGGUUCAAAAUUUGUUAAUCAAACCGUCAGGGAUUUGUUGAGCCUGUGCAUUUCUGUUUCCUACAAUGGUUUAUGCCGGCUCAGUUGUAACUCUCAUUGUAUACGGGUUUACCUGAUUUGUUGUAUGUACAUUAACACUCAAGUAAAUUGAAGAAAUCUACUUCUAUGGUUCUACAA
Messenger RNA from Corylus avellana, 4021 nucleotides. Its product is annotated as mitogen-activated protein kinase kinase kinase YODA. Gene Ontology annotation, biological process: protein phosphorylation; MAPK cascade. Gene Ontology annotation, cellular component: cytoplasm. The record is from RefSeq and is a predicted model, not a curated record. Lineage: Eukaryota; Viridiplantae; Streptophyta; Magnoliopsida; Fagales; Betulaceae. Gene Ontology annotation, molecular function: ATP binding; MAP kinase kinase kinase activity.